Messenger RNA from Carica papaya (papaya), 953 nucleotides. The record is from RefSeq and is a predicted model, not a curated record. Lineage: Eukaryota; Viridiplantae; Streptophyta; Magnoliopsida; Brassicales; Caricaceae.
GGGGGGAGUAGUGGGGGAGAAAAGGAUAUCUAGCGAAGAAAUCGACCGAAAAUCCCUAGAGAGCCUGAGAGUCUGAAUCAGAGAGAGGAACCGUGUGGCGGGCAGUGCGGCGGCUGUAGCGGUAACAUCGCAGCUAAAAAUGCAAGGGGUGAUGCAAGCAAUUUUUGUACGUGGUAGCACUGUAAAAAAUGCAAUUCUACAACAUGUUCGAAUUGCGAAUCCAGUAAUUCGGCCACUUAUAUUUUCACGCCUUGAGUCAGUUUCAUCUGCCCGUAUGGAAGAGCAUGGUUUUGAGAGCACCACAAUUGCUGAUAUCCUGAAAGGAAAAGGUAAAAAUGCUGAUGGUUCCUGGCUUUGGUGCACCACAGAUGAUAGUGUUUAUGAUGCUGUGAAGUCGAUGACUCAAAAUAAUGUUGGAGCAUUGGUGGUUUUGAAGCCUGGGGAGCAAAAAUCGAUUGCAGGAAUCAUUACGGAAAGAGAUUAUCUCAGGAAGAUCAUAGUGCAGGGAAGAUCAUCCAAGUCCACCAAAGUUGGGGACAUUAUGACUGAGGAGAACAAGCUUAUCACAGUCAAGCCUGACACUAAAGUUUUACGGGCCAUGCAAUUGAUGACUGAUAACCGCAUCAGGCACAUUCCAGUAAUUGAUGACAAGGGAAUGAUUGGCAUGGUUUCCAUAGGAGAUGUUGUCCGAGCAGUGGUGAGUGAGCACAGGGAGGAGUUGGACCGCUUGAAUGCUUAUAUACAGGGAGGAUACUAGAUGAUGAUGAAAAUGGCUGUUUCCUUCUCUGGUUAUGUCUCAUGCUCUUCGAAUAAACUUGUAAAUAUGCUCUGUUGUGUCUGUCUUUUUGUGUUGUGUUUUCCUGCGUUUUGUAUGAAAUAAGGUCGAGUACUAUGUGUCAAUCAGACAAUCAGCUUAAUGAUAAGCAGUCUCCGAACUUCUUUUUUGGCUAAAA